Molecule: messenger RNA, 2862 nt
Organism: Cordyceps militaris CM01
Lineage: Eukaryota; Fungi; Ascomycota; Sordariomycetes; Hypocreales; Cordycipitaceae
Product: chromatin assembly and remodeling factor
Exons: 5
Coding region: 1-2862 (953 amino acids)
Source: RefSeq, a predicted model, not a curated record
AUGGUCUUGUUCAAGCGCAAGCCCGUCAAGUUUCUUCCACCGCCAGAGGUUGAUCCAGAUGCACAGGUCUGGACCAUUAAACAAACGAAUGAAAUAUUUGCGACAUACGAAGAUUACUUGAAACGCAUGGACUUUUAUAAACAGCUCGCUGGCGCACGUGAAGUCGAAGAAUCAUUCCCCGAAGCUCUCAAAGGCCCCAUUCUCCGCAAGGUCCAGUUUUCAACCGUUUCGCGACUCGAUAAUCUAGUCGAUACCAUUUUUGACGAAUUUAAACACGAUUUCUACCCCGGCGAGAAAGUCACAAUUAUCAGCCACACUGGCGAGCGAACCCAUGGCCUCGUCCGUGACAAGACGACCUUUGGCGAGCGCAUGCUUGCCGAUGGCACGCGCACAAAACCUUCGACAAAAUACCUGGUCAGCGCCCGCCCCAGCGGCCAUGAAGACUUCGUCACAGAAGGUAACAUCUCGCGUGAUCGUGGCGCCUUCACCAAAGCUAUGCUGCGCGCUUUCCUCAAGAAGACAGUCACGCGCGAAGCAUGGACUGGGGCUCCCUGGGUUGUCAAGCUGGACUACGCUUCGCAGUUCCACAUCGAUUCGAAGAUCCCACCCCAGUUGCGCUACGAGUUCAAGAUACAAGAGCGUAAACGUGACCAGGCCCAGAAGCGCUCAGCCGACACCAACGGCCACGCUGCAUCCCAACCUGCGCGACUACCGGAGCUGAAGCCGGCAAAAAGCAUCAAACCCAAACCGCUCCCUGGCAAGGGACUCAAAUGGCCCGCUGGAAUCGUCAAUGGUAGCGCGGAACCUAGCAUCAAAAGCGAACGCUCUUCUCCACUCCCGCCUCCGCCACCAAAAUACCCUAUCGAAGACUUGCAGCUCGACCCCAACCCCGACAAUCCUCGACCUGCAAUCAAGUUCAUGUGCCGCGAUGCACCCGCCGACAAAGGCAAUGACGAUCCGCUACGAAAUGAUGUCGAAAUGAAAGCUGUCGGGCUCCUGCUAGAAACUUGGGAUACCCUCAAUGUGUAUUGCGAGAUUUUUAAACUCGACUCCUUCACCUUUGAUGACUUUGUUGAAGCCAUGUCUAUCGCUUCUGAACGCACUCGGAUCCAGCUUUUUGACGAAAUUCAUUGUUCGUUACUCAGUAUUAUGGUGGACUCUUCACAAGACGGUGGUAAAGUUCGCAUCCCAUUGCCUGAAAUCGAAGAAGAUGACAGCGAUGAUGAGGAUGGAGAAGCUGAGGAAGGCGGCGAGGAACAAGAAGAAGAGGAGGCGGAGGAAGAGCGCGAAAAGAAGCCCGCCAAACGAGCUACGCGCAGCAGUCUAGCAAAGCAGGAAGCUGAGCGCAUAGCUGCUGAGGCUGCCGCAGCUAAAGAGGAAACCAUCAAGGCUGAAAUGGAAUCCAAGACACGCGCCGAAGAAAUGAUGAAGGAGUUCAACUGGGUUGAACAUCUCCAGAAACGAGACUUCGCCAACGGCGGCUGGGAGCGCAUCGUCGUCGGCCUGCUACAUCAGCUGUCCAAGGGUGAGAGAAAGCAGCAGAUGUAUCAGGACUUACUUCUGCAGAUUAUUCCUACCGAUACAGAGCCUACGCAAGAAGCUGCACGCCAGAAUUACGCCAAACUCAACGUCAACACGCGAGCACAGAUUUUACAAAUUCUCUGCAUGUUGACCACUGAAACGAAGGCUAUGCGGGCCUAUAUGGAGGAAUGUAAUGAAACCAUGACCAAGUAUCGCAAGGACAGGGUCGAAUGGCAGCGCCAGCGCAAACAGGCAAUUGAAGACCUCCGCCAGCUCAAUGAACAGCGCAAAGCUCUACUUCCCGAGAACACGCCCAUACAUGAAGAAGCCAAGGAGAAUGGCGAUGUCAGCAUGAAUGGAGCCGACGACACUAUAAUCGAAAAGGAGGGCGAUGACGAAGCGGAACCCGGCAAUGGCGACAAGCCGCAGAAGAAGCGUCAAGGUCGCCAGGUCGUUGAUAAGCGAAAGAAACGUCAAGAAGACGAGGCCGCCCGCAAGGCCAAGGAAAAGGCACAAAGAGAAGCUGCCAAGGCGUCUCACCAAUCGAAACAAUUCACGAAGCUGCUCAAGGAAAUCCAAAAGAAGGAAGAUCUGAUCAAGACAUACGAGGAGGAGGUUGCAACCAUUGAAAAUGACCUUCGCGAGGCCGACUGCCCACGCACGCGUGGUCUAGGAAGAGAUCGAUUUUGGAACCGAUACUACUGGUUUGAGCGCAACGGAAUGCCUUACGGUGGGCUGCCUAACAGCUCGACUGCGGAAGCGGGCUACGCAAAUGGACGGCUUUGGAUUCAGGGACCCGAUGAGCGGGAACGCGAGGGUUACAUUGAUGUGACGACGGACCUCGAAAAUGAAUACAAGGCCCAGUUCCAGAUGACGGUGCGCGAGCGUAAGGAAAAGGAAGAAGGCGGUACGAGCCUGGAGAACGCUUACCAAUGGGGCUACAUUGACGACGCGGAAAGCUUGGAUAAGCUGAUUCGGUGGCUGAACCCGCACGGCUUCAAUGAGCUGCGCCUGAGAAAAGAACUGGUCACGCUCAAGGACAAGAUUGCGGAGCACAUGGACAAGCGCCAGCAGUAUCUGACGGGUGCCGCGGACGAAGAGGGGCGCAGGGACGAGUCGGCCUCGGCGAAGCGAAGCAGCUCGCGCAUCCGGGACAAGACGCCGGAGCCGCCCAACUACCGAUGCCUGCGGUGGGUGAAUACCAUGGCGCAGGACGAGCUCGGCCACUUGCAUGCGGAUCCGCCGCCGCCGCCGCGUCUGCGCAAGCAGACCAAGAAGCGUGAGGCCAUGGAGGCGCCUCCCAUACCGCCUCCACGGGCUGCCAAGCGAAGCAGACGUUGA